Molecule: messenger RNA, 1600 nt
Organism: Seriola dumerili (greater amberjack)
Lineage: Eukaryota; Metazoa; Chordata; Actinopteri; Carangiformes; Carangidae
Gene: mapk9
Product: mitogen-activated protein kinase 9-like
Exons: 12
Coding region: 228-1490 (420 amino acids)
Biological process (GO): protein phosphorylation; JNK cascade
Cellular component (GO): cytoplasm; nucleus
Molecular function (GO): JUN kinase activity; ATP binding
Source: RefSeq, a predicted model, not a curated record
GUUGCCUUCCUCCGCACCCGUCCCUCCGCGCUGCCGCUGGAGUUAGCUAGGAACCGGAGUCAGGUCUCUGUCGUGACAGCCCGGUGGGCCGUUCUCCUAAACUUUUCCAAGUCUCGGUUGUGCCUGGAACACGGAGAGAGUGUUUUAUCUGUGUUUUAGAUGCAUGGGAGUGCCCUGGGGACAGCGAAGGGAGAAGACAGUGCCGGUGGUCCUGACUGUUCAGCAGGAUGAGUGAGGCAGAGGGCCAGUUCUACAGCGUUCAGGUGGGAGACUCCACCUUCACUGUACUCAAGCGCUACCAGCAGCUCCGUGCAAUCGGCUCUGGGGCUCAGGGCAUCGUCUGCUCUGCUCUAGAUACGGUCCUCGGUAUACCUGUAGCUGUGAAAAAGCUGUGUCGGCCCUUCCAGAAUCAGACCCAUGCUAAGCGUGCCUACAGGGAGUUGGUGCUGCUCAAAUGUGUCAACCACAAAAAUAUCAUCCGUCUGAUCAAUGUGUUCACGCCUCAGAAGUCCCUGGAGGAAUUCCAGGAUCUGUAUCUGGUGAUGGAGCUGAUGGAUGCCAGCCUGUGCCAGGUGAUCCACAUGGACCUGGACCACGAGAGGAUGUCCUAUCUGCUCUACCAGAUCCUCUGUGGCAUCAGACACUUACACUCUGCUGGCAUUAUCCAUAGGGACCUGAAGCCCAGUAAUAUUGUGGUGAAGUCAGAUUGCACCCUGAAGAUCUUGGACUUUGGCCUGGCACGGACGGCCUGCACUAACUUCAUGAUGACCCCCUACGUGGUGACCAGAUACUACCGUGCCCCAGAGGUCAUUCUGGGCAUGAAGUAUAAAGAGAAUGUGGACAUCUGGUCAGUGGGGUGUAUCAUGGGAGAGAUGGUAAAGGGCAGCGUCAUCUUCCAGGGCACCGACCACAUCGACCAGUGGAAUAAGGUCAUUGAGGUUCUGGGCACGCCCAGUCUGGAGUUUAUGAACCGACUGAUGGAGACUGUGAGGAACUAUGUGAUGAACAAGCCACAGUAUCCUGGCGUCAGCUUUGCUGAGCUUUUCCCCGACUGGGCCUUUCCUUCUGACUCAGAGCACGACAAACUGAAGACAGGUCAGGCACGGGACUUGCUGUCCAAAAUGCUGGUCAUUGAUCCUGAGAGCCGCAUCUCCGUAGAAGAGGCCCUCAACCACCCCUACAUUCAUGUGUGGUACGACCCUGCAGAAGCCGACGCGCCUCCUCCCCAGAUUUCAGAUAAGCAGCUGGAAGAGAGGGAGCACACCAUCGAGCAGUGGAAAGAACUCAUUUAUGAAGAGGUGAUUGACUGGGAGGAAAGGAACAAGAAUGGACUAAUGAAAGAAGAUUGCUCAGAUGUGGUGUCAGGUUCAGCCUCCCAGUCCUCCUCAGCCAACGACAUCUCAUCCAUGUCCACGGAGCACACUUUGGCCUCGGACACAGACAGCAGCAGCAUCGACACACUGACGGGACCGCUGGACGAGAGUCAGUGAACGCAGCCCAUGGCCACAUCUGUCCCCACCUCCCAUUUACAAUAUCCAAAUAUCAGUCAAUCACCACCAUCCUUUCUUCUGUUUACUCCCUGUCUUCCCAUUUUGGAUUU